AUGGCUGUACUUUUCAGGCAGGCCUGGCUUCCUCAGGAAGGACGUGUGUUGCAGCUCCUAUAUGCAGACCUCUACUAUCCAGUCUCCAAUGAAACAGCUCUGGACAUUCAACAAUUGGUGACAGGUAAAAACACCCUGAUCACCCCCACAUCAGCAGGGACCUCACAACAUUCCUCUUGCCUAGAAAUUCUAUCCAUCUCUGGAGUGUCUAAGCAGAGUCUGCAACUGCAUUCCAAAAACUCCAGAGAGCUUUUACUGGUGUCCGUAACCUCCACACUGUUACAAUUAAUGGAUCAGAAAUCCUUAACCCAGACGGCUGCCCCAUCAACCAGUGUGGUCAUCAUCCAAGAUCACUGGGAUGAACACCUGCAGCUAGGGAAGGGAUUUCAACUGUCAGAUGUGCCCAGGGAUCCAGGAACUACCCCUUCUUCAAGACUUGAGGAGACUAGAGUUCCUGUGAGCCAGCAAGAGAUGAUGUAUAGCCACCACCAAUUUUUCCACGGGAACCAAGGCCAGCAGCCCUUGAGAUCCCAUGGCUCUCUGCUGUUCCUGACCACAGACCUCACGAAUCUGACACAUGCUAUGGCCAUGCAUAUGGUCACUAUCUUUCCUGCCCACCUCCCAUUACUCAGUCCUGAACUUCUCAGGCUUCUUGAGGUCCAUGUAAAAAAAUGGAUGCAUUUCCAGAGGUGGGGACUCCCCAGACAUGUGGAAAAGUCCCUGAGGCAGCUUAUGCCACACACACCAGUAACUUUCACCAAGAAUGAUAAUUUCAACGCUUUUGUCGAAACAACUGGGACCAUUUCCCACAAGACCAGGGGUUCAUGUAUGCUCAACCAGCCUACUCAGGCAUUCUGGCUUCUUAAAUGGUCCAUCAGGGACCAAGAACAAAGCUGCCACUGCCAGAAAACCCCAAAUCCUCUGGCUCUGGCCUUGCCCUCUCCAGCCCUUACAGUUCUAAAUGGCCUCUAUCCACAACCUGAGAGACAGGCUGAAGACUCAGGUGAUUGUCUGAACCAGAAGCACAGCCAGCUAUUCUGCGGCUUCUUUUGUCUAACCAGUGAGUCCCUGGUUGUCACUUACAUUGAGUUUCACGGGAUUUCCACAAACAGGGGCAUACCCCAAUUUCCCUUAAAUGUUCCUUUUUUCUUCAAUGAGCGCUCCUUCCUCCCACUCUUGCCUAAUAAUCCACCCCAGUCAGCUUCACCUUCUUCCACAUCCGCCCCAAAUUUGGUCUCUCCAACUGACCAUCAACAAAACCAGAGCAAUAACCCAUUUUGGGCUCUGGCCAAGUUCAAAGCAUUGGAGUGGAACCUGCUGCAGAGCCAGCCCCAGGUUAGGUGGGAAUUGCCAGCUGCUUUGGAGAGAUCUCAGUAUGCCCAGAGUCUCAGGCAAUAUAACCCCUGUGACACGGCCCAGUCUCCUGAGACCCUGGGGUCUUCCUGGUCCAGGAAGCCUGUCUCACUCCUCAUGGGGGAACAACUCUUCUUCUCAAACCAUGCCCAGAGGGUGCUGGAGUUCCACCUCCAAAAGCUGUUAAUUCCCCAUCAUUGGGGCGUGUCUCAGAGGAUCAAGCAGUCCACUGCAUUGUUCCUAUCCCCUGCUGACCAACAGCCUCUGCCCUUGAGCAGUAAAGCCUUGGACAAUGUGAAUGUCCCCUGGUCUGCAGCCCCAGAAGUCAGUGGGGUUAGUGACCUGAUCUCACUCACAUUGGCCCCAGUGUCAGACUCCAUGCCAUACUUGCUCACCCAGACCAAAGCAAUACUGCAGAGCCACAUCAACUCCAAAUGUUGGCAGACCCUCCAGGGCACUGUCAUUGCCCAUAUAUUUAUCUCCCGGGACUGCAGAAUUCCUGGAAGCAUGGAAGUAGCUCAGUUCCCCUGCACUCUGGAAAACAAGCUCCUAGAGCUGCAGGCAGUAGCUUAUCCUGAGAUAUAUCAGAAAGUUAUGCCUUCACAGACCCUGCCAGGUGCCGUCAUUGACCACACUAAGCUGUCCAGAUCCCUGCCCAAGGGAGCCAUGGAGGAGCUGGGAACUAAUUUACAGGACAAACAUCUAGUCUUCCUGUCAGGGCUGCCUGCUCUCUAUUAUUUGGCUCCCUCCAAGGCCACGGGCCCGCCAAUCACUAGCCAAUCUGAAAUCGCAAAGAUAAUGCCUGAGCCUGUUGAAAUCACACCAGAGCCUCUGACUGAAAUGAUCUCCUAUGAAAAACAGUGCAUAAGUCCCUGGCCAGGCCUUCAAGACAACGAGACUGGUGCAGACGGUGCACAAGAGUUCCUCAUUAAAGUGCAGGAGGAAAAAACAAAGGAGAUGGUGCAUCUGGAAAGUCGAACAGAUGCUGCUAUUCUAAAGGCAAUCAAAACACCCAUCUUGACCCAUCUAAAUUUCCACCUGAGAAAAAAGGUCCUAAAGAUACAUCUGGGAAUUCCCAUAAAGGUAAGGGAGUCCCAGAACCAAUCUGUAGCAGUCUUAGAGAACUUACCCACACAGGAGGCACUUGGGAGUCUAAACAACCAAGGGAAAACAUCCCUCCAGGAAUUCCCCAUCCCAAUUGUCAGUCCACAUGCCCCAGAACAACAAUUCACCUGCCUUAGAAAGCAGCUGAUUGUUCAGCUAAAGGCAGUACAGCAGAGGAAGAAACAAGCUAGUUCCAGAGCAGGGCCCCAUGGCUCUGCCCACCGGGUCUCUAAGAUCUCACAAGUCAGCGAGGACACAGCAGAUGCCCAGGAGCUUUGUGCUCAGCUAGAAGCCAGAGUGGACAGCCCCUGCCUGGAAGAGGCCUGGUGCCCUGAGUCCCAAGUCCCUGGCAAGACCAACAACUCAGCCCAAGUACCCACACUGGCAGUGAAGAAAGAGUACCCACAGAAACCGAAACCACAAGGGGACACUAGAGAACAGAAUGCAAGGUUUGGGCUGCCCUCACCCACAGAAAACAGACCCCCUGCUGAAGACCAGAAGCCAGCAGGGUUAUCUAUGAACUGGACACCCCGAGGUCCCUGGCAAAGGAGUCAGAGCUUUGAUAUUACAGCCUCCUGUCAGCAGAGUCCUCAGUACUGUCCUCAGUUUAAGCUCCCAAAACUACCUCCAGGGGCUCCUGGGGGAAAAGACUCUGAGAAGAAUGACGUGGAGGACAGUGAAAGCCACCUGAAUGUCGUUUCAGAACCAGCCAGGAUUCCUGGGACUGCCCAGCCUAUGGUGCCCCAGGCUUCACAGGGCCGGUCUUCGCUGGGCCCACUAAUUCAGGGUAAGACUUUGCAGGACAAAAUUUCAUGUAAUGACACUCCAGAGGAGCGAGUGAGACUAGCUCAUACUCAGAAGAGCCCUGGCCUUCCAAAACCUGGCUUAAGAAAUAAGGUGAAGUACCUUUUUAGCUGUAUUAAUUCCAAGACAGUAGAUGAGAAAUCCAUGUUUUCCCCAGAGAAGAAAGUGACGAAAACACAAAAAAACAGUCUUAAGAAGAGCCUGGCCCCAGCCAAAGGCCUGUGGGACAAGCUAAGACAGAGAAAAUAA
This is a messenger RNA of Loxodonta africana (African savanna elephant), 3510 nucleotides long. RefSeq names its product protein SPATA31F1-like. The coding region runs from base 1 to 3510 and encodes 1169 amino acids. The transcript is spliced from 2 exons. Lineage: Eukaryota; Metazoa; Chordata; Mammalia; Proboscidea; Elephantidae. The record is from RefSeq and is a predicted model, not a curated record.